This is a messenger RNA of Prionailurus viverrinus (fishing cat), 3177 nucleotides long. RefSeq names its product carbonyl reductase [NADPH] 1-like. Bases 1819 to 2697 code for a protein of 292 amino acids. Gene Ontology annotation, molecular function: carbonyl reductase (NADPH) activity. The record is from RefSeq and is a predicted model, not a curated record. The transcript is spliced from 3 exons. Lineage: Eukaryota; Metazoa; Chordata; Mammalia; Carnivora; Felidae.
GAGAGCAAGGGAAGGGCAGAGAGAGGGAGAUAGAAUCCCAAGCAAGUUUUGCAAUGUCAGCCCAGAUCUAAUGUGGAGCUGAAACUGAUGAAUCAUGAGAUCAUGACCUGAACCGAAAUCAAGAUUUGGACGCUUAACCGACUGAGCCACCCAGGAGCCCAACUUCUCCUUACUUUUUAAUUCUUUCUGUAAAAACAGUGUUUCUGAAAUAAUCUAGCCACAGAAGAUAUAAGAAUCUACAGCGACCAGUAGCCCACCCUCUAUCUUAACCCAUCAAUCAAUGUCAGGGCCAUGGAAACCCCUUCCCACAUUCCAUGUCUUUUCCCUCUCAUUCCCCCAGAAUUCCUCUUCCUGAUUUUGGAGAAUAUUCUCUUUAAUGCUCAUUAGCUGUUAUUCUUCUUUUUUCUCAUUAAAUUAUAAUAUGCAUUUAUUUCCAAAAUAUAUUAUGGAAUGACCAUUCUGAGGAAUCAAGCACACCUGUGAAAUCUGAACACUCUUGUUCAUCAUACAGUAGCUGUAAAAGUUCUAGGAGCAAAACAGUCUUGUUAAGGCACACACACUAUGUAAACCUUAAAGAAGGUGUUAUCAACCUUGAUUUGAGGUACUGCUUUUCAAUGUCCAAUAGUCUGGAAAAUCACUAGAGGAAUCAGCUGGCAGGGGGGAAUUACCACAGUAAAGGCACCUCCCUCACACACCCACACUCUGACAUAUUAUAGUUCUAGAAAGGUGGGGUGUAUGGACAUUACUACAUUUGAUGUGCUAGGCAUUUUGUAUAUUGUCCCCAUCAAGAACAUGAAGGAAAAACAGAUCUCAAGGUCCCAUGCACAGCCUGAUGUAGACCAAGUUCAUGUAGCUUCCAGCCUAAUGGUUCUUCUCACUACUCAGGGUCCUCAAAUAUUUUAUGCUGAGGAUCCUGUUCCUCAAGUGAUUUCUUGCCCAGUAAGGCUAGAGGGACAGCCGAUAAAGAAACUCACCUUGACUGGGGCCAAUGGCUUCCCACCACAGAGCCCCUUGAUACUUUGAAAAUAACACCUAUUUAUAUAUAACACAUUAACUGUAACCUUAAACAGAACCAAAAAGUAGGGAUUUCAGGAAAAAGGGGCUAAUGUAACCAUUAAAUCAAACAUUCCAAACAAUUUGUUGGCCACAGUGAGCUUCAUAAACAUUCCCUCCCACCCAGGACCCACUGAAAAUCACACAGAGGGAGGAGCCCUGUCCACACCCCCAUCACAGCACAGGACCUAAUUCUCUGUUCCUCACUAUUGAGAUUCUCCGAAAAAAGUAAAGGGACUGUGUCCUCAGAGGCAGUUCCCCUGUGCAAGCAACUUCAUUGCAUCUUGGAAGAAAGCAACCUUUCCCAUUCUGCAGAGGAAGAAGGACACAUUCCCAAGACAAUAUCUGUACUCCUUUUUUACUUUUGAGGGUUUCCAAAAAUAAUUUUAACUCGCCUACCAUGAAUCACUAGCCCCCUAUUAACCCCAGGGCCAACCACCUUAGUUUGGGGAGCACAUCAGUUGACCUCAAACCAUUGCUUGGCUCAGAGGUAGCAUCCUAAGAGGACACAGUCCUGGUUGGGCUCAGGGUACAGCCCCAGUAGGUAUGGAUUUGAUACAGCUUCAUUAAACUACUGGAACUCUGGCCCCUCCUUUCAUGGAGGGUUGGGGGUGGGACCUCAGCUCUAGGAGCCACAGCGCUGGAUCCAAGAACACAGUUCACUGGCAUCACUGACUGUGGCCAGGCCUCCGCACCACUAGCCCUCGGUGUGGCCCACAGCACCAUCGGCUCCACACACGGGCCUCCCUAGCAAUCCACACAGUCAUGUCGUCACACAUCCGCGUAGCGCUUGUGACCGGGGCCAACAAGGGCGUUGGCUUCGCCACCGUGCGCAACCUGUGCCGGCAGUUCUUCGGGGACGUGGUGCUCACGGCACGGGACGAGGCGCGGGGACGGGCGGCCGUGCAGCAGCUCCAGGGGGAGGGCCUGAGUCCGCGCUUCCACCUGCUGGACAUCGAUGACCUGCAGAGCAUCCGCGCCCUGCGUGAUUUCCUGCGCAAGGAGUACGGGGGCCUGGACGUGCUGGUCAACAACGCGGGCAUUGCCUUUGAUAGUGGUGACCCCACCCCCUUACAUAUUCAAGCGCAACUGACAUUGAAAACAAACUUCUUUGGUACUCGAGACGUGUGCACAGAACUGCUGCCUCUAAUGAAACCACAAGGCAGAGUGGUCAAUGUGUCUAGCAUAAUGAGCUUAGUAGCUCUUAAGAACUGCAACCCAGGAAUGCAGCAGAAGUUCAGAAGUGAGACUAUCACAGAGGAGGAGCUGGUGGGGCUCAUGAACAAGUUUGUGGAAGACACAAAGAGUGGGGUACACAGGAAGGAGGGCUGGCCUGAUAUGAGGGCACUCACAUAUGGAGUGUCAAAGAUUGGUGUCACGGUUCUGUCCAGAAUCCAUGCCAGGAAACUGAGUGAGCAGAGGAGGGGAGACAGGAUCCUCCUGAAUGCCUGCUGCCCUGGGUGGGUGAGAACAGACAUGGGUGGACCUACAGCCAUUAAAAGCCUGGAAGAAGGAGCAGAGACUCCUGUCUACUUGGCCCUUUUGCCCUCGAAUGCUAAGGGACCUCACGGGGAGUUUGUAAUGGAGAAGAAAGUUGAACAAUGGGCCCCCCCCUCUCAGUUCCCUCCAUGGGUCCCAUUAUGAUACUUCCAUGAUUUGACCAUGAGAUUACACUAUCAGCAAUGUCCUUGUCAAAGAAAAGAAAGAAAGAACCUUUAUUUGUAUCAAGUACUCACCUUGAAUUAGCUACUAUUUCUGUGAAGUCUUCUGUGAUAUAUGAGAAGGAAAAGUGGACUUAAUGACAAUAGUGAAUGAACAUCAUAGAUGAAUAAAGAGUUAUAAGUAAAUGUCCAUGUGUGCAGCUUAUUGCUUGCCAACCAGCCCAAAACACUAACAGAACCUAAGUUAGGUCAAGAGAAGGGACAUUUUAACACAGGAGUUGAUAAAUAUUAGUGAAAGAGCCACAGAGUGAAUGUAUUUGCCUUUGCAGGCCAAUGGCUUCUGUUGGGCGUACUCAUAUCUGCUGUUGUAGCUUUAAAGUUACCAAAGAUGAUAUAUAAACCCAUGAAUGGGGAUGGACUUCCCUUGCUAGCAUACUUUAUCAGCCUCUACUAUGACAUGUGC